Molecule: messenger RNA, 3548 nt
Organism: Melospiza melodia melodia
Lineage: Eukaryota; Metazoa; Chordata; Aves; Passeriformes; Passerellidae
Gene: ABHD13
Product: abhydrolase domain containing 13
Exons: 3
Coding region: 119-1210 (363 amino acids)
Cellular component (GO): membrane
Molecular function (GO): palmitoyl-(protein) hydrolase activity
Source: RefSeq, a predicted model, not a curated record
CGCGAGUUACCCGGAAAACUUUAUCAGUUAUCAAGACGUGCAGCUUGAUGCAGAGCUGUGGAUGUCGGCUGUUUGAAAUAAGCAAGACGAGUGACUCGUUGAUUUUAAAGCCAGAGCCAUGAAAUGCAGAGAUGAAGCCUGGGAAAUCAUCACAUCUAAAGGAUUUACUUGGAGUAAAAGAUCACUGACUUCUACAAUGGAAAAAUCAUGGAUGCUUUGGACCUUUGUCAAAAGAUGGCUACUAGCUUUGGCUUCCUGGUCUUGGAGUCUCUGCCGUAUUUGUCUUUUGCCCUUGAUAGUGACUUUUCACUUGUACGGAGGCAUUAUACUCCUUAUAUUAAUAUUUGUAUCAAUAGCAGGUAUAUUAUAUAAAUUCCAGGAUGUCCUGCUUUACUUUCCUGAACAGCCCUCUUCAUCUCGCCUUUAUGUUCCUAUGCCUACUGGUAUACCACACGAAAACAUCUUCAUCAAGACCAAAGAUGGAGUUCUUCUCAAUCUUAUUCUGCUGAGAUACACAGGGGACAAUGCAGCGUAUUCUCCAACCAUCAUUUACUUUCACGGGAACGCAGGCAACAUUGGCCACAGGUUGCCAAAUGCUCUGUUGAUGCUGGUAAACCUGAAAGUAAACUUAAUUCUGGUCGAUUAUAGAGGGUAUGGCAAAAGCGAAGGAGAAGCAAGCGAAGAAGGCUUGUACUUAGAUUCUGAGGCUGUCUUAGACUAUGUGAUGACUCGGUCUGAUCUUGAUAAAACAAAAAUUUUUCUUUUUGGCCGUUCCUUGGGGGGAGCAGUAGCUAUUCACUUAGCUUCUGAAAAUUCCCAUAGGAUUUCUGCCAUCGUGGUGGAGAACACCUUUCUUAGCAUCCCAUACAUGGCCAGCACUUUGUUCUCUUUCUUUCCGAUGAGGUAUCUUCCGCUGUGGUGCUACAAAAAUAAAUUUCUGUCCUACAGAAAAAUCUCUCAGUGCAGAAUGCCUUCACUCUUCAUCUCUGGGUUGUCUGACCAGUUAAUUCCACCAGUUAUGAUGAAGCAACUUUAUGAAUUAUCCCCAGCUCGGACUAAGAGAUUGGCGAUAUUUCCUGAUGGAACUCACAAUGACACUUGGCAGUGCCAGGGUUAUUUCACUGCACUUGAACAGUUCAUCAAAGAAGUAAUAAAGAGUCACUCCCCUGAAGAAAUGGCGAAAACGUCAUCUAAUGUAACAAUAAUAUAAUUGAUAUUCUUCUUUGGGGUGGAGUGGGGCAAGUACCUGCACUGUACCUUGAUUUGUGAUAAGUGGUAAAAGAAUGUUUGUUUUUAAAUGUAUGUCAUGUCUGUACUUGCCUAAAGAGUGAAAUUAAACUUGGAAAGGUCUGAUAUUUUAUUAAGGUGUUCCAGAUAACUUUUACAUUUGCAGCAUUGUAAAUGAACCAUUUUAUGUCUUUCUCAUACUUUUUUGGUAUCUCUGUCCAUAUAUACCACUUGUUUGAUAUGUACAACAGAUGCUAUUAAAGAAAAUUGCUACAAAAGUAGUACAGAAUGUAUUUAGAACAAUGGGAGGCUCUUCAGUAUUCACUGCUGUAUGUGUGAGCUUUUUGGACAGCCAUGGUUAGCACAAUGAUUACUUGCUUCUCUUAGAGUUCAUUUAAAGUGUGCCAUGCAUGAGAUUAGUGUUUUAUUUCUUGAAAUUUUAUAUUAUGCAAAGUGGGAAGACUUUAUUGCGCUAAAUAAUAUAAAAUAACAUAAAUGGUAAAGUAUACUUGCAGGUAUACUAUCCUGGGUUGUUACUGGUUUCUCUGGUUAUGCAAACUUAUAUAUGUCAAACUGCAGUUGAAGAUGAAAAGAUACUUUCCUUAUUUUCAUUUGCUGUUUGUAUUAUAAUAGUGCACAGAAGGUUGUAUGUGCCUGACAUUGUGACUUCAGGAUUUUACCCAGGCAAUUUCUGUAUAGGAAAUAGAAGUAACUUUUUCUGAAAGAGAUCAGUGCAAUUAAGCUCCUUUCUGCCUCAAGCUCUCCUCACUAAUGUACAGGCAAACUAUUUGGUAGUACUAGUCUGCUUGUCCAUUUGAGGUGAUAAUUCUUAAGGCAAAAUGGGUGGUCGUACAAGGUAAAAGUAGGUUUUUGUGUUCAGACUUUUACACUGGUGUAGUUAAAUGUUUGUGCCCUUUAUUUAUACCUCCUAAAGAAACAAAUUCAAAUCAUUACUAGUGAUCACAUGAUUAGAGAUAAAUGUGUACAGUUGCUACAGUAAGGAUAAUACAAGUGAGCAGGUAGUCCUAGAUGGUCCUGUCAUUGAGGGAAGGAGGGCUCUGCAGACACUGAUUGACUGGAGCAACAAGCCAAGGCCAAGGGCAUGAGCUUCAGCAAGAUGAAAAGUUGGGUCCUGCACUUGAGUCACAACCCCAGGCGGCACUACAGGCUGGGGAAAUAGUGGCUUGAGAGCUGCUCAGCAGAAAAGAGACUUGGAGAUGCUGGUCAACAGCUGCCUGGAUGUGAGCCUGCAGUGUGUCCAAGUGGGUAAAAAGGCCAAUGGCAUCUUGGCCUGUAUCAAAAAUAGCAUGGCCAGAAGGAUCAGGGCAGUGAUCCCCGUACUUGCCACUGGUGAGGCCACACCUCAAGUCCUGUGCUCAGUUCUGGGCCCUUCACUACAAGACAUUAGGGGGCUGGAGCAAGCCCAGAGAUGGGUAACAGAGCUGGGAAGGGUCUGGAGCACAAGUUCUGUGAGGAGCAGCUGAGGGAUAUAGUGGUGUGUGUUGAAUGAAAAGGUGGCUCAGGGGAGACCUCAUUGCUCUACAACACUUGAAAGGAGGCUGUAGGAAAGCGAGGGUCAGCCUCUUCUGCCAUGUUUCAAGUACAAGGAUGAGAGGAAAUGGCCUUGCAUCAAAGAAGGUUCAAAUUAGAUAUUAUAAAACAAAUUUCACUGAAAGAGUGGUUAGCCAUUGGACUAAGUUGCCUAGGCAGGUAGUGGAAUCACCAGCUGCUCUGGAAUCAUUCAAGUCAUCUGGAUGUGGCAUUUGGGGAUAUGGUUUAGGAGUGAUUAUGUUUUUGUUAGGUUGAUGAUUGUACUAGAUGACCUUGAAGGUCUCUUCCAACCUUAAUAAUUCUGUGAUCAAAGACAUGCUGUUAACUUAGUCUCUAAUGGAAUGUGGGAACUGUUUAGAUUUCUUCUGCAGGUUUAAUUACUCAUCUGCUGCAGCUGAGUUUGCCUCUUCAAAAUAUUUUUUUAAUAGAAAGAACAAAUUGGAAAAUCUUCCACACGAUCUUUAAAGCUGCCCUUUGGAUUCAAAAUUUUAAGUAAACUUUUCUGCCAUGUUGUCCUGAUUCAGAAAAGCAUCUCAGCACACACUUAAAAUCUGUUUCCUGAGGGAUAGUCACAUUUUAAGCUUGUGCUUAAGUUCUUUGGUUGAAUAAAACUGCUUUCCUGAACUGGUGCCUUAAUGGUUAUGCCUCCUAAUGGAAUUAUAGUUCUUAUGUACAUGUGGGUAAUAGCUGUCAGCAGUUUGUAGACAGGAUGAUACGUCUUUUCAUAAACGUGAUUUCUUUUUUUUUAAAUAAACAUUCACAUACCAGAA